Messenger RNA from Paraglomus brasilianum, 1113 nucleotides. The record is from the annotation of a GenBank genome assembly. Lineage: Eukaryota; Fungi; Glomeromycota; Glomeromycetes; Paraglomerales; Paraglomeraceae.
AUGCCCGAACUUCCCGAAGUUCACCGAGCAGAAAGAGCAUGCCACGAGUUUUUGGUUGGAAAGAAGAUCAUCGAUGUAGAAACUAAAGAAGAUUUGCUGGUGUUUUGUGAAAUGCCACACGAGAAAUUUGCUGAACUUUUGCUGAACAAGACCGUCACAGAGACAGGGAGACGCGGGAAAUAUUUCUAUUUCCUACUCGACGAGGGUCCACAUCCAGUAUUCCACUUUGGAAUGACGGGUGAUAUAAAGUUUAAAGGUCACCAAAGUUUCCAUUAUCGUCGCAAGAGACCUUCCUCUUCUAGUUGGCCUCCAUUAUACUACAAACUGAUUCUCACGUUUGCCUCGCCCGAACAACCCGAACAACCCGAUCAAAUGUCGUCGUCAUCUCCAUCUACUUCAUCGUCUUCCGUAAUCGUCGCUUUUACUGAUCCCCGUCGCCUUUCUCGGAUUCGCCUCGUUCCCUCUCCAGUACUGUCUCACCCACCUCUCUCUGAUCUCGGAUUCGACCCUCUCCAAGAUCUACCUUCAGUAGCUGCUUUUUCUGCUCAAGUAUCAAGUCGUAAAUGUCCUAUCAAAGCGCUUCUCUUGGAUCAAUCAUUCUCUGCUGGCGUGGGCAAUUGGGUUGCUGAUGAGGUGCUGUAUCAAGCGAGAGUCCAUCCGAACCAACGAGCGAAUACGUUGAACAAAGAACAAAAAAAGAUUAUACGAGAGAAACUGGUGUGGGUGUGUGAAAAAGCUGUCAAAGUUAAUGCAAACCCGGACGAAUUCCCCAAAGAUUGGCUUUUUCAUGUACGAUGGUCCAAGUCAAAGAAGAAAAAAGUAAAAAUGCCUGACGGAAACGAGGUUAUUUUCCUCACUGUCGGAGGGCGGACGACUGCUGUUGUGCCUGCGAUACAAAAAAUAAAGGGUGAUGUUGGUAGUUUUGUCGAGAAAAUUAAGGACGAUACUGAUGAUAACAGCGAAGUACAAGAAGAUGAAAUAGUUAUUGUUAAGGAGACGAAACAAAACAAACGAGUUGUCAAGAGGAAAAUUGUUAAAGGCGAUGAAUUUGGGACGGGAAAAAAGGUUAGUUUCGGCAAUUUGGAAAGUUGGCGGCUCUCUGGGUUGUUUUAA